AUGUAUGACGACGAUAAUGUAGAUGAUGUUACUGGUUCGCCUUCUAAAUUCGAUGAGCAAUUCGGUGAAGUGGUGGAUGAAGAAAGAGAUAAAAUCCAAAGAUUGAAUAUGAGACAUCCUCAUUCAUCAACUGCCGUCAGAGAUUAUUUGAAUAAAACUGUGGUUUCAAAUUUGAUUGCUGGAAUGAAAAAAUUGGUUAUAGAAAAACCACAAAAUCCUUGUGAAUUUCUAGGUAGAUAUUUGAUUGAACAUUGUGAUCACAAUCACGUUAAAGAGGAAAAUUUUAAAUCUGAAAAAAAAAAUAUUAUCAUACAAGAGAAUAAUAACAGUUUAUCAUCACAUAAUGAACAUCAAAAAUCUCAAAGUGAAAGUGAUGCAAGCAUGAUGGACAUUGUGAAUAGAAGUGGUGAAAGAGAUUUGCGGACGGGAAAAAUGGGCGGAAAAGUAGAAGAUCUAGGAAUACUAGUUCAUCCAUUGAUCACCAUUUUGGAAAGAUUCUUGUUAACAGAAUCGGAGCAAGGUCCAUGUGUUGGUUGA
Messenger RNA from Entrophospora sp. SA101, 537 nucleotides. Lineage: Eukaryota; Fungi; Glomeromycota; Glomeromycetes; Entrophosporales; Entrophosporaceae. The record is from the annotation of a GenBank genome assembly.